This is a messenger RNA of Striga asiatica, 555 nucleotides long. Lineage: Eukaryota; Viridiplantae; Streptophyta; Magnoliopsida; Lamiales; Orobanchaceae. The record is from the annotation of a GenBank genome assembly.
AUGGGCAGUCUCAAGCCCCAAACUUUGUACACCAUUCUCUUUAUUCUUGUGUCCAUUCAAGGCCAAGCCUUGUGCAGCAUUUACAAGGUUGGAGAUUUACAUGCUUGGGGCACUCCCAUCUCUGAAAAUCAACAAAUCUACAACAUAUGGUCCAAAAAUCACAAUCUCAGAAUUGGUGACUCCCUUUACUCUGUGAUCCAGGUGAGUAGAGAAGCGUACAACGUUUGCAACUUGAAAGAUCCAAUCUUGUACAUGAACAAUGGCAAUUCAUUGUUCAACAUAACAAGGGCAGGUGACUAUUACUUCACAAGUGGGGUUGAAAGCCAUUGCCUUAAAUCCCAAAAGCUGCACAUCUCUGUGAACGGGAUUAAUGGGUCCUUUGCUGGGGCAGAUUCGCCUGCGUACGGUCCAUCGACCGCCGCUGCACCCUCUUAUCCGACCGUUUUCGGCUCGAUUCCGGUGACGGCUUCUGAGUCUUCUGGUUCGCCGGAAGUUAAUAAUCCGGGUUUCUUGUUCACGGCCGCGGCUGGUAUUUUAAUUUUUCUCGGGUUGUGA